Molecule: messenger RNA, 4822 nt
Organism: Galleria mellonella (greater wax moth)
Lineage: Eukaryota; Metazoa; Arthropoda; Insecta; Lepidoptera; Pyralidae
Product: VWFA and cache domain-containing protein CG16868
Exons: 1
Coding region: 202-3783 (1193 amino acids)
Cellular component (GO): voltage-gated calcium channel complex
Molecular function (GO): voltage-gated calcium channel activity
Source: RefSeq, a predicted model, not a curated record
CUGACAGCUAAACGUCACUUUGGCUUUGGCUAGUUCAGCUAGUUCAUAAGUUUUGUUAUUGUUUUUAGCUAAAAUAUAGUUUUAGAAGAAAUUCUUAGACAUAAAAAACAUGGAAACUAUGCUAAGUACUUAUAUUAAAUAUAUCUGCGAACAGCAAAACGUGUGAUCAUCUGUGAAUUUAUUCAAGAUAAUGCCGACACCAUGGAGUAUCUGUCGCUGUUGUUGUUGAUUACAAGUUUUGGGAUUACUAAAAUUGUUGCUCAAAAUGAUAACUGUACCAGAACUAACAUCCGUGGGGACUACAAGCUGUGUCUACGUAAACUAUCGGAAUCAUUGUCGACAAAAUUUAACGAGAUUGUUGUCAACGAACUCGGCAGCGAGUACACAGCACAUUUCGAAAUAAGGUCAGCGCAUAAAACAAACCACUAUCAAUUCUCAGAUAAUGACACAUUGUCUAUUAUUGCCGAUAAGUUGAGCUACAAGAUUUCUACUGCGGCAAACAUACUUCAAGAUAUCAUGAAAAAUGUUACCAGUAGUAACAACACUCCGUCCUACACGCAUCCAUGUCCAUUCAACUCUAUUCGUAAGUCAGUGUUUAUUAAAAGUUCUAAUAUGUACAAUAAUUUGCCCGUUGUGGACACUACAUCCAAGAUAAGUAGUAGGUUUAAGGAUUUAAAAGUUAAGAGACAGUAUUUUUUGUCUCAUAUGGAUUAUGCAACUGAUAAAGACUGUACUACGAUGCCCCAUUCACAUUUGAGGUAUUUGUAUCAUAGUGUUAUACAUCCAGAGCCAAAACUUGUAGUUUUCAUAGUAGACAAUAGUAUGAAAGCAGAUUCUUUACAGCAUGCUGUCAGUGUGGCAAAAGAGACAGCGUAUGCACUGCAAAGUACUGACUAUAUAGCAUUGAAAAUGACUAAUACAACUGACUUUGUUAAAUUUGAAGAUACUUGCAAUAAUGAUGGUGUGUCUGAUUUGGGCAAUGCUACAGAAAACAACAAACUUUUACUGCGAGAGUACUUGGCAAGUUUAGAUAAUGCACCAUCAAAUGUGUCACCACUAGCCAUCAGUCAAGAGUUGAAUAAUCUUUUGACUCUUAAACCUCUGCCUAAAAAUAAGUUAUUUAUUUUUUUAACUGAUACAAAAGUAUUAAAAAAUGAAACAUGGCUCAAAAUAUUUCCAUACUCAAAUGGUGACAAUAAUAUGAAAUUUGCAAUAGGAUUGAUCUAUGAGAAUCAAGCAGAUAGGAAUAGUUCAUUGGGUAUACUACAUAUUGACAAAUGGCACAAUCAUUCAAACAACCAUUCUGUUAUGAGAGUGCAUAUAAAUGACAGUGGUGUUAUUGGACAAGUAGCAUCUGCAUUCAUUUCAUUACUGCCUGGUAACUAUCAGAGCAUGAAAUUAAAAGUUAUUGGUCCAAUCUGGGAAGCCACAGAAAGAGAUUUCAUGGUAUCACUAGUGAUACCAACAAUCAAUGGAGUUUUAGGUUUGGACCUCUAUUGGUCAGAUUUAGCUGAAGAUAUUGUUUACUUCCAAGGUGUGAGUAUACAGAAGAGAGCAUUUGUUAUGGACUUUUCAGGCAAAGUACUCAUGCAUACGUAUUUUCCACGACCUGAAACAGCCUCUGAAAAAAUUAAAUUUACAAAUCUUGAGAAUAUUGAGACAUAUGAUUUUAUAUAUAUAGUAAAGCAAGAAAUGUUAUCUAAUAGUUAUGGUAAUUACACAGUCCCCAAACAUAAUUCUACCAAAUCUAUAAUUUAUUCAUGGAAAUGGGUUGAGGAUUUGUAUAUUGUUUGUAUUGUGUCUGAAAGUGGAGUAUCAAACAUUCUCAAUAAGACCAACAUAUAUUUUACUAAAAGCAACAAAGAAAUAUUGUUCCAUAGAUUAGAUUUAUUUCCCCCAAAAACUGGUAAAAUUUGUAGACAUUUUAAACAGAUUGCAACUAUAGACCAGGGAACAGUAUAUUUGAGCCCAUCUAGUUUUCAGUCACCAUUCACUUAUCUCUAUGAUAUGGGUGAUGGUCAGGAAGCAGUCACGUACAUGCAGAAUUAUUUAGCUUAUUUAAAAAGUUUGGCUUAUGGUUUGCUUUCAAACCCAGGAUUAAAGAAUGAAAUUCAGCAGGAUGUUGGUUACCUAAAUCCUAUAUUAACAUUUUAUAAACGUCAGCACUUACAUGGGGCUUAUUCUAAAUAUAUAGUCCGAAGAUAUGCUGUCACAGACAGUGGCGUAUUGGUUAUGUUCCCUGGAACUGUGCUAGAAUAUGAUUACGAACCUGUUAAGAGACCUUGGUACACAUAUGCAAUAGAGCACCCAGGAAAAAUUAUUUUAACUCCACCAAAUUUAGAUGUUGGUGGUGCAGGAUAUGUUGUGAGCAUUUCAUAUGCAGUGAAUAGUCCUUCUCAACCAACAAAAGUAGUUGCAAUGGAUGUAACAAUGGGAUUCCUUUAUAAACUCCUCAUUGAUAAUUUACCUCUAUGUGCUAUGUCUUAUGUGAAAUGCUUCAUCAUGAAUAAUCGAGGUUACUUAGUGUCCCAUCCUGGAUUGAUGGAUCCAAACAGUUCUGGUCCCAUAGAACAACAGCAUAUCACACAUAAAGAAUCAAUGAUAGCUAUAGAUAUGUUGAACCAUAAAGAUUUUGUAAUCAAAAGGUUGUGUAAUAACUUCUAUGAUAAAACAAUACAAAGGUUUUAUGAAUUUAAUACUUCAUUGCCAAAUGUGCUCUCUAAUGUUGUGUCAGGUGAUCAUUGUGUUCAUUAUUAUAUAGCUGCAAUUCCUGGCACAAACGCUUUUAUUGGUCUUGUCAACGCAUCCUGCAGUGUUGGUGCGUUUUGUCCUUGUAGUAUGGUCGAUCGUCUCUGCCUUAACUGUAAUCGCAUGGAACAAACAGAAUGUGAAUGCCCUUGUGAAUGUAGUUCUGAAUUAUAUGAGUGCCCUAAUGCCAAUGUAUCUAGAUUCAAUCAAGACAUACCUCUCUGUGGCAUGAUGCCAGAAAACAAUAAUCAUAAAUCUCACUAUUUUCAUAACUUUGCAGAAAAUUUGAAAACAUGCUUUGACUUCCAAUGUGAAACUUACUUGACACAUUCAUCAUGCUUGGGUGUGUUAGGUUGUGAAUGGUGUCAGGUAGAUACUGACGGUCGAUCGCCACUUUCAGCUCCGUUUUGCACAUCGCAAUCGACAUGUUUUAAUGGUGUUUUGGGUGCUCUAACUCCUUAUGGAGAAGGUACAUUCGGUCACGUAAAUAGAGAUGCUUUUGGUAGCUAUUCAACCAUAGGGCCCAUAGCUGGAUGUAUAGUGACUGUGAGUUUAGUCAUAGCUGUUGCCAUUUACUGCUAUCGACAGAAUGUCACUACCGCUAGUUGCCAUAAUUUAUAUGUAGAUGGUCCAGCCGAGACUUGGCACGAUGCCGAUGUUCAGAUGAGUCAUUUACAAUCAGAAGAUAUGCACGACCUGUCUGGCCAGGACAAACUGCUGCCAGCUAUGGAAAUAGAAGCUCCAAUAUCGCCAUACAGGGUUGUAACAGGGUACAGGCGAGCGCAUACGGCCGGCGGCUCAGAUCACGGUUAUUCCACUAUGACACCUCAUGAGGAUUCUGAGGCGACCGGUUUCUCAGUGAAUGAUCCAAUUGUACUAUCAGAUGAUACAAAGUCUGAUGUAAGUUAUCCUCUUCCAGCUAAAAUUAAGCCUAGAUUAAUUAAAAGUAGUGACCUAAGUGUAACGGUUCUGCCAUGCGGCAAAAAUAGUGUUAUAGCCCCGGUCACUGUCCAUAGACAUAUGGAAGCAUCCUAACGUUUAAUUUAUUUGCAUAAAUCUACCUCUUUUGUACAUUAUAACAUUUAAUCUGGCGUAGUCCAUAAUUAUGUAUACAUGAUACAUUUAAUCGUUGUGAUAUUUAUAUAUUUUUCAUAAUUUUUUGAUAUGUUUUGAUUAGAUACUUAGUGUUUUUCUUGGAAGGUAUUAAGAAAUACACCCACCCAUGUGACUAGACUUAUGAGAUUAACGAUGCUAUAUUACGUUGCAUGUAUAGCCUCUACCCAACUUAACCUAAAUAUGUAAUAAUUUUAAAAGACGUUCAUUUAUUGUUUUUAAAACUGUUCUUGUGGAAGUAAUUAUUUCAUUUUAUUAUUAGGUAUUAAGUGCAAUUUUGUGCACAACUAUUUCUUUUGACACUGCAUAUUCUGGGGCAGAAUGUAACUACUGACGAUCACCUGGAUAAACUCUGGCAUUUUUUUACGUCGGAGGACGUGGCUAAUACAACGCCCCCCUAAGAUCCUGCACCUGGAUGCCCUGUACCCCUGAAAUCUUAAUAAAGAUGGGCUUUUUUAAGACAGAAGUCAACUUUGCCAAUACUAUAUGAGCCUUUUAUUUCAAAUAAUCUAGCCUAUUAAAUUUUACAUUCUUAGCACAUUUAUUAAAUUCGACUGAGUAUAUGAAAUGAAUGAUUCACAUGAUAAAGUGACUAUUUUAACUACUUUUUUUUUACCUUUAAGACAUGAGCCCAAUUUAUUUUGAAUUUAGAAAAUUUGCCUUAGUUUUUAUAAAUUGAUAUAUUAGAUUAAAUGGAUCUUACAUUUACAUUUAAGCAAUAAAAAUCUUCAAAAACUUUAUAUAGUUACAAUGGUGGGUGACUUUAAUAUGAUAUAAAUUUAGGUUAUUGAUUUACAUCACAAUAUUAUUAACUUAAUUAUGGUGCUCUUUUUUUUGUGAAUGUUCAUUUUUCAACAAUUUUACAUGUUAUUUUGUCAUAAAUAAAUUUUAAUACAAUUUAUGACAUACCUAUUUGUAUUAAGGUAUUUCUCUUAUAACAAGAUAUGUUGUUUAUAUAUUU